UAACAUCAUGGGAACUCUAGUGGGACAUGUAGCUCCAGGUUUUGGGUUCUUGCUAAUUGGUUUGUGGCACCUCUUCAACCACAUCAAACUCCAUGUUCUUAAUUCCAAGUCCUACGUUGCUCCACCAUGGUUCCCAACAUCUAAAUCCAAGUACCUAGAACUUUUCCUCAUUAUGGCAGGUUGUACAGCCUCCAUAUCCAUGGAACUUUUCAUAGGACCAGAUCGCCACCAACCUUUUGACCCAGAUGGAACCAUUCCCUCUAACCAUCUCCAUAACUUCGAACACUCCUUAAUCUCCAUGACUUUCUUUGUCUACGCAGCUUUUGCUAUCAUCCUCGACCAAAUCCACACGGAAGCACAAUAUGAGUUAACACAGAUGCUAGGUUCCAUAGCCUUUGGUCAACAGCUUCUUCUCUUUCACCUUCACUCCGCAGAUCACAUGGGACCAGAAGGCCAAUACCACUUGUUGUUACAGCUUGUGAUCCUUGUUUCACUUUCCACUACCCUCAUGGGAAUUGGCAUGCCAAAGAGCUUCUUGGUUAGCUUCGUGCGUUCCCUCAGUAUAUUCUUUCAGGGUUUGUGGCUCAUAGUUAUGGGGUUUAUGCUUUGGACCCCUGGUCUUAUACCCAAAGGGUGUUUCAUGAACUCUGAGGAGGGUCACAAGGUUGUUAGAUGCUCUGAUCAUGACUCUCUCCACCGUGCUAUAUCGCUUGUUAACAUUCAAUUCAGCUGGUUCCUCAUCGGAAUCACCAUCUUCGCCGUUUCUUUCUACUUGGUUUUGGUCAAACUCUAUGGUCAAAAGGUUCAGUAUUUCUCGUUGGGGAACGAGGAGGAGGAGAAUGAAGAACGAGAAGAUGAUAAGUCAAAUGACGACGUUGAGUCCCAAAAGAGAAGCGUACUUGGCAACCCCAAGAGCUUUAUUCACGUAGGGAAAACUUUUUCACCUGUUGACAUUGAAAGGUAGAGUUACGAAACUAUAGGAGGGGGUGGUUAAUUUGUGAUUAGGUCGUUGGGGUGUAUAGUGAGUACUAUUAGUUUGGUGGGAUCCAUGUAAAUUUAUUAAUUAAGCCAGCAAUAAUGUGGUUGGCUUAAGAAAACUUGUUCAUGUGUUAUAAGUAUUUUUUAGACUUGGAUAAUUGGUUUGGGGGAUUGUGUGUUUGGACUUUGGGAGAUACUAAAGAAUUAUUAGUGUUUCUAAGUUUGUGGAAAUAUAGAGAUUUUGUUGAUUAAUUUAAGGGCUUAUCUAUU
Gastrolobium bilobum is the source of this 1248-nucleotide messenger RNA. RefSeq lists its product as uncharacterized. The transcript has a single exon. Bases 8 to 964 code for a protein of 318 amino acids. Lineage: Eukaryota; Viridiplantae; Streptophyta; Magnoliopsida; Fabales; Fabaceae. The record is from RefSeq and is a predicted model, not a curated record.